AUGGCAUCAAAGCAAUCAAAAUGGUACUGCCGGGCCUGGACCCCUCCCCCCGCGAACUCCCCGACUUCGCCGGGGCCGCGCGCCGGGCCCCCUGCGGCGGGAAUGGAAGCUUCCACUCCAGGCCGGGGCCGCGCGCCGGGCCCCCCUGCGGCGGGAAUGGAAGCUUCCACUCCUGGCCGGGGCCGCGCGCCGGGCCCCCCUGCGGCGGGAAUGGAAGCUUCCACUCCAGGCCGGGGGCGCGCGCCGGGCCCCCUACGGCGGGAAUGGAAGCUUCCACUCCUGGCCGGGGGCGCGCGCGGCCGGGGAGGGGCCGCGGCACCGCCAGAGAGGGGUCAACGCGAGUCCAGGCAGGCGCCCCGGCCAGGCGCGGCCCGCGGGAACAGCCCUCUUUCCUUCCGCAACCCCGGCCCCCUCCUCUCCCGCACGCCCCCUCCCACCACUUUUCAACUUGAAAGACUCGACGAGGACACCCGGCCUCCCAGUUCUCCUCUCCAGGGUCGCCGCCACCCCCGCCAAUCUCGUCUCCCCCGCUCCGAGAAGUCCUCCGUGGAGGGGGCACCGGAUCCGGCCGCCCGGCCCGGAGCUGGGGAGGAGGAAGGGGACCUGCUCCGCGGCCGGGGCGGGGCGGGGCGGGCGCUGUCCAAGUUUGGUGCUCACGGCGGCCGGCAUUCCGAAGGAAGCGCGAUCGACGCCUCACACCGGCGUGAAGGGGGGACAUGGAGCUGGGAGAAAUUUCCACAUGCCAAAAACAUGUCCACCAACUCAAAAUGGACGCCGGGCUGCUCGCCGCCUUUUAAGCGCAGCCUCUCUCCUUCGACCACUGCCGGAGCCGCGCGCUCCCCGCUCGGCCUCCGAGAACCCGGCUCUUUCUUUCCAGAAAAGGAGGGGCGGGUAGCUCUGAGGCUGGAGACAGACUCCUUUGGGAGUCUGAGCGUGCGGCGCCGAGGCCGGCACUUUGUAGGGUGCCGCCCCAGUGCCCGGCGACCCUCGUCCCGCAGCGCGGGGUGGGGACAGCUCCAGCUCGCUUACUUGUUUGUCGCUGAGCGCGGCGAUCCGCGGCUGCCUCUCGUGGAGCUGCUUCUUGAGGUCGCUGUUCUGCGGAAACACGGAGGAGCGGGCUCAGGCCGGCGGCCCCGGGGGCUCCAGUGCGCCGGGCAGCCCGCGGGCCGCAGCCCCCCGCCCGCAGCGCGCCCCAAGUUCCCGGCCGCGUCCCGCACGCGCGGCGGCCGGGCAGCGCCGCGCGGGGCCGCUUACCUGUGGCUGCCGCCUCAUCGGGGCAGCUCGCGGGGCGGGGCGGGGCCCGAGGCCACCCGGCGGCGCGCCCCGAGCCGUGCAAGUCUGCAGGCCGGGGUGCGUGUGCGAUCCUCCCACCCCGAGGCAGGCUCGAGGAGGGGCCCCCUCCCGACACCUCCAGCCAUGCAGAUCCUGCGACGAGGAAGAGGACGCCGGGCUCGGGUCCCUGGGGCCCCCACCGCCUACCUGGUGGCGCGCGAGUUCCACGGCGAGCGCCUCGGGCGGCUCUGCAGCUCCAUCCCGGGAACUUGGGCAGCACUUUUCGCUCACUUUGGCCCCGGCUCCCGGGAAGUUGCGCGGCUCCGCGGGGGCGGGAGCGGGCGGGCGCGCACCGGGUCUCCGGGCCGGGGGGACGCGAGCCCCCUCCCCCACGGCCGAAAGGGAGGGGGGUCUGGCGAGGGGGAAGAAAGGCGGCCGGGCGCCGCGGCCGCCCAACUCCUCAGGCUGCCCGGCAAGUUGCGCCGGGUCCCCGGGCUGCCGGCGCGGCCCGGCGCAUGGCCCCCCCGGCGCCGGGAGCCCCGCGCAGCCCCGCGCGCGCCCGCCCGCCGCCGCCCGCCGCCGCCCGCCGGCAGGGACUAUAUUUCCUCCGGCGCGCGCGCCUGGAUCUCGCUGGGCCUCGGCAAAGUUGUGCUUCGGCUCGAUGCUAAUUCGGCAGUGCCCGGAUGGAGCGGGCCGGGGCGGCGGGGGGCGGUGCCGGAGCCCGCCGCCCGCCCCGCCCCCGCCCCGCGCGCGCGUGCGCACUGCCGCCCCGCCGCGGCCCGGCGCCCCGAGCGGAGAACAAAAGCGGCCGCGCGGAGGGGCGCAAACUCGCCGGCCCGCCGCUGGGGGCGGCCAGCCCGGGGCCGCUCGGGCCGGGCGCUCCUCCUCCCUCCGCCGCCUCCCCAGCCAAACCCGAGGAAAGCGGGGCGCCCGGCCUAA
Diceros bicornis minor is the source of this 2211-nucleotide messenger RNA. Its product is annotated as collagen alpha-1(I) chain-like. The coding region runs from base 1 to 2211 and encodes 736 amino acids. NCBI's taxonomy places the organism in Eukaryota, Metazoa, Chordata, Mammalia, Perissodactyla, Rhinocerotidae. The transcript has 3 exons. The record is from RefSeq and is a predicted model, not a curated record.